This is a messenger RNA of Limanda limanda (common dab), 1567 nucleotides long. It is a transcript of the gene smim22, whose product is annotated as leucine rich repeat containing 2. Lineage: Eukaryota; Metazoa; Chordata; Actinopteri; Pleuronectiformes; Pleuronectidae. Gene Ontology annotation, molecular function: protein binding. The record is from RefSeq and is a predicted model, not a curated record. Bases 74 to 1198 code for a protein of 374 amino acids. The transcript has 10 exons.
CACACACACACACACACACAGUGUCAGCUCGGUGUGAGUCUCAGUCAACAAGCUGCUGGACUUUCACAGCAGAAUGGGCUUCGGGAGGAAGGAGGAGGUGCCGGUCGGUGACCUGUCUGUGCUCAGAGGGAUGUGGGAGGUGCGAGUGAAGAAUCACCGACAGAGACAGAAGAAGGAGCAGCAGAGGGUUGAGAACAGCGCCCUCCCCAGGAUCAACCAGCAGUGGGAGUUUCGCAUCUACUGUAAGAGCCUGAAGCCCGAGGAACAGCAGCUGCUGCGCCAGUACCUGGAGAGAUCCCCCCGGGGCGGUACACAGGAGUACACAGGAUCAGACCAGCAGCAGGAUCUUCAGGGUGCAGAUGUUGACCUGAAGCUGCAGCUGGACGGAGACGGCUGGACGGAGUUCCCCUCGGAGCUGCGCUGGAGGACCUACCUGAGGGAGUGGCACGUCACGGGGACAAAGAUCUCCCGGUUCCCGGCGUCCCUGUCCCUGUUCACUCAGCUGGUCGUGCUGCGGAUCCCGAAGAACCUGGUGGACCAGCUGCCGGCUGAGAUCGGGAAACUGAGCCGGUUGAGGGAACUGAACCUCAGCUACAACCGUCUGUCCAAAGUUCCUCCAGAGCUCGGAAACUGUGAAAACCUGGAGAGACUCGAACUGGCUGGAAACUACAACCUGUCGGAGCUGCCGUUUGAGCUGAGCAGCCUGAAGAACCUGGUCCACUUGGACAUCUCAGAGAACGUCUUUGUCUCCGUCCCCGUGUGCGCCCUGAGGAUGAGCAGCCUGCAGCUGUUGGACCUGAGCCACAACGGCCUGAGCGACCUGCCGCAGGACAUGGACAGGCUGCAGCAGCUGGUCACUCUGUUCCUCCAUAAGAACAAACUGUGGUACCUCCCCCACUGCCUCGCCAACAUCAGCACGCUCAAGAUGAUCGUGGUCAGCGGCGAGCAGCUGACCUGCACCCCCACCCGACUGUGCAGCAACCCCGACAUCAAAUUCAUUCGUCUUUGCGACAACCUGAACGCAGAGAAGAAGAAAGAGGAGAAGAAAGAAAAGAGCAGGAGGAGAGAACCAGGGAAGGAGGAGGUGAAGAAGGACGGCAGAGAGAAGGAGUUCAUGGAGGCGUACAUCAGCACCCUGACGGACAGAGACACCGUCCCAUACUCCACCACCAAGGUGUCCAUCUCCUGCCUGCUGUGAGGAAGAGGAGGAGGACGAAGGGCUCACACCAUGUGACACUUUGAUUCUUUCAGAGUAAAAUGAUUCAUGUUUAAGUCAGUCAAUGAAAAGUUUAUGAAUGUAGUCAUAAAUUCAAACUACACAAUUGUUUCUGAAUUAUAUCGAAGUUAUGACAUAUGAGAGAAAACAUAUUUCUACAUUUAAAAUUACAACAUUGACGUAUUUGUAUAUUUCAUUUUUUCUAGUUGUCAGGAAUGAGUUUUUUUAGUCUUUUUACAUUUGAUUUAAUGUUUUUGUUUUGUAAUGAAUUCCUGUCGAGUGAGUGAAUCUCUUUUCCUUGGUUUUCAGAUUCACUUCACAAAAUUAACUUUUCAUUCCAAAGAACUGGAU